Molecule: messenger RNA, 912 nt
Organism: Emericellopsis cladophorae
Lineage: Eukaryota; Fungi; Ascomycota; Sordariomycetes; Hypocreales; Bionectriaceae
Exons: 6
Coding region: 1-912 (303 amino acids)
Source: RefSeq, a predicted model, not a curated record
AUGGAUGCUCCCUCCGCGACUGUGAAGGACGCUAUAACGGACUCCUUCUAUCUGGAUUUGAAUGCUACCGGUACUCUCGAUAGCUUUGCCGACGACUUUGCCCCAGAUCCUCCGGAACAUGACAACGCUUGGCGACUUGUCUGGCUCGAUGUCUUUACUAUUGGAGCUUCGACGGUGCUUGGUCCCCUGUUCAAGAAUAAUAUUGCCGAAUGGCCCUGGUUCCGAGAAGAAGGGUCGACUACAGCAGCCAAGCUGAAGAACACGACGAUACUCAUAGUUCAGCAAGGCAUAACUCUGGCCAAGGACUUGCUGAGCAAAAAUCCGGCCGAAUGGGACUCGGAGUCACAAGACGAUUUUAAGACAUAUAGUACCGCUGUGCUUUCUCGCUGGUCUAAUCUCGUCGUUGAUAACCUGAGCGUCCUGUUCGACGGUUCCGACGAGUCCAUCGAGAGACUAGGGGAUAUGAUUGCGGACGGCACUUUCAUAGCCGGCGGCGGCAGCCUCGGUGGUGGAGGCCUCAGCAAAGAUGAAAAUACCCAGACGCUAAAGAGCUCUAUUGCUCGCACCUUUUAUGGGAUUGCUAUUCCCGAAAUCUGGAGAAUAUUAGACGAAGUGCGGGAUAAGACGGGAGUCUGUCACGACGGCAAGCAAUACUUUCUAGGGGUGCCCAAGGGUAACUAUAAGCUCUCAGACGGGACAUACGGCUUCUCGGUGCCCCCAGGCGUAGACGCCUUAGGAGAAGACAACCUGAAAGAAGGAGAUAUUAGCGACCUCGCUGUUAUGGAUAAUAUCAGGGCCUCCGGGCUCAUUCGCCUUCCCGUCUGCUCCCCUCAGCGCGCAUGGCGGUCGUGGGAUGAGGGUGAUGCCAGUGACAGCGCCAUCUACCCUUGCAACAUUCUCAAGGAAGACUGA